AUGACACACCAAACACAACAGAAACGCUCCCCGCGUCCGCAACAGCUCAAGCGCUCGGAACACAUGAAUUAUACAAGCUUCAAAGAUUUGGGUCUCACCAGUCCCGAGCAGGACGAAUUCGAGAACCAUGGUAAUCAAGGUACCGGUCUGCAUCAGGAAAUGGCAGAGCAGGCUGGCAAAGCGGAGGGCUCCGGUGGGAGGGAAACGGAGAUAGUGAAAGGGGAAUGUACCAGGCAGAGAUCUGGGUCGAUGAGGUUGAUGGAAUGGUUCAUGCGGCUAAGGAAUCAAGGCUUUCCCUACAUCUAUCAGAACGCCCUUCUUACCAUUGUAGGUCAUCUGGGAGGUAAAGUUUGA
Messenger RNA from Letharia lupina, 354 nucleotides. RefSeq lists its product as uncharacterized. The record is from RefSeq and is a predicted model, not a curated record. Lineage: Eukaryota; Fungi; Ascomycota; Lecanoromycetes; Lecanorales; Parmeliaceae. The coding region runs from base 1 to 354 and encodes 117 amino acids. The transcript has 2 exons.